GCAACAGUCCAUCAUAAUCAAAUCACAUCCAAAACAUUACCGCGAAACAAGGAACAACCUACUCUCUCUCUCUCUCUCUCUUGUCCCUUUUCCAAUUCCAAUCUUUUCUCAAUUCUCUUCAAACUUCAAACCACACUCUCCCUCUGUCCCUUAAUUUCCUCAACCAACACACUCCUUCAUACACUUCAAACCACUUCAUUGCUACUAAAGAUCUUUCCUUUAUUGUUUUUUAUUACCACCCUUUUUAUCGUUCAACAUUAAAGAUCUGAUUUUUUUAAAUACUGAUAGAGAAUUCACCCACCCUUUAACGUUUUUAUCCAAGUUGUAGAAGAAAGUUUGAAUUUUUAGCAAGUUUUUUUUUGUGGGGUUGUUGAAAUGGAAGCAAGGGUGAAAAAGUAUAGGCAGCAAUUGAGUCCUGAGAGGUCUAAAGUAUGGAAGGAGAAGCCCCCUAAGUAUUACAAGAACAGAAAGGUUCCUGUUGUUUACUAUCUUUGCAGGAAUAGACAGCUUGAACAUCCUCAUUUCAUGGAGGUUCCUAUAAAAUCCCCUGAUGGUUUGUUUUUGAGAGAUGUGAUUGAUAAACUUGAUGCUUUGAGAGGUAGAGGCAUGGCUGAUUUGUAUUCAUGGUCUUGUAAGAGAAGCUACAAGAAUGGAUAUGUGUGGCAUGAUCUUAGUGAAGAUGAUAUAAUUCUACCUGCACAUGGUAAUGAGUAUGUCCUGAAAGGCUCCGAGUUAUUUUGCGAAUCGAAUUCAGACCGGUUUAGUCCCAUUAGCAAUGUGAAAUUACAGAGUUUAAAGCGGUUGCCGGAGCCAGUUUCAUGUAGGAGCCAUGACGAGGCUUCUUCUUCCUCUUCAAGUAUGAAUGAAAGAGAAGGUAGAAACUCUCAAGAAGACGAGAUUUCUCCAAGAGAGCGUCAUACCGGUUCCACCGAUGUUUCUCCGGAGUCUAGUGACGGAAAGAGUGAUUGUCAAAGUUUACCGUUGACUGAAUAUAAAAUCUACAAAGCCGAUGGAUUAUCCGAUGCUUCAACUCAAACUGAAGAACGUGUUAGCAGACCUCAAAAACAGAAAACGUGUACUAGAGGUGUAUCGACCGAGGAUACAUCAUUAGAAUCUGACUGUAAUGAAAUAUGUGAAAUCCAACCGCCACAAGUGAAAGAUGAUUCAGAAAUCCGUACUGAUGUUGUUUUUCCUCCACUCUCGAAUUCGAGCCCGUCGUCUUCUGCAGGGAAGACCGAAACUUUGGAAUCCCUUAUUCGAGCCGAUGCAAGUAGAAUGAACAGCUUUAGGAUCCUAGAAGAGGAAGGUAUGCAAAUGCAAACCACUACAAGGCUGAAAGCCUCAAGUUUGCUGAUGCAACUGAUCUCUUGCGGGUCGAUAUCCGUGAAAAACCAUAGUCUUGACCUUAUUCCUUCCUAUAAGGCUAGAUUUUCGCAUUCGAAAUUCCCCUCUCCCUUAUUCUCAAACUCUGUCAUGUUGGGGGAGUUAGACUGCAUGGCAGGGAAUCCAAAGGUGACAAGCUUUAGAAUGGAAGACAAAGAGUAUUUUAGUGGGAGCUUAGUCGAGUCCAAAUUGGCGAAGGAAGAAGAUGAACAUCAUGUUCUCAAACGCUCUUCUUCUUUCAACGCUGAGAGGACAAGUAAAGAGUUGGAAUCACAGGACAUGGAGGAUUCAUCCUCCUCUAGAAAUUCAAAAUGCAAUUCGCGUCCGGUCAAGGCUUCUUCGACGACCAUAAGAUCUCCUAUUUCUGACGGAUCAAGAAACUCGGCAGAUAGAACUAAUGACUCGUCCGUAAUGCCAGCACCAUCAAAUGGUGGCUGCAAAAACAUCACUAGACCUUCAUCAGAGAAAAAACAAUCUACGAAGAUAAACUCAUUUAGAGAAGAGAAGGUGAUCAAAAUCGAAGAAAGGCUUUCUUCGGGAGCUCGGGUUAUAAUCCAAUCUAAACCAUCUUCCAACAAAAUACCUUAUUAUAGUAUCUCUUAGAGGUUUUGCAACUAGCAAAAAGCAAAACUUGCUAGUUUUUUUGCUUUUGGUGAAAUAGAACAUUUUGGUGUGUGUGUGGUUCACAUGAUAUAUAUUCCAUAAUCUAGAAAUUGAAAAUGUUGUGACAUGUUACUCACUGCAAAGAGGAGUAAAAGUGCAAGUGUGGUCCCAAAUGGGCUAGAACUCUUUUGUGUAAAUCUUGUAUGCUUGUUAUAUGAAGUGUAAUUUGAAAUGAAGUGAUGGCACAAUUCUUUUAUGUA
Messenger RNA from Lathyrus oleraceus (garden pea), 2246 nucleotides. RefSeq names its product protein SOSEKI 3. Lineage: Eukaryota; Viridiplantae; Streptophyta; Magnoliopsida; Fabales; Fabaceae. The coding region runs from base 376 to 1986 and encodes 536 amino acids. The record is from RefSeq and is a predicted model, not a curated record. The transcript has 6 exons.